Molecule: messenger RNA, 750 nt
Organism: Penicillium alfredii
Lineage: Eukaryota; Fungi; Ascomycota; Eurotiomycetes; Eurotiales; Aspergillaceae
Exons: 2
Coding region: 1-750 (249 amino acids)
Source: RefSeq, a predicted model, not a curated record
AUGACGAUACAUAUCGAAGGCGGCUACGCGGCUCGCCGCCCAAAUGGUUGUCUUCCAAAUGAGAAUAAAGCAGAGGCUUGGCAACCAAGAUACUGGGCAUGCUGUCCAGAUGGGCAGUAUGCUACGCAGAAUUCCGAGGACAACGGGAACUUCUUCUGCAAAGGCACAGAAGCAACUGCAAAUGACAUUCCCCGGCUUUGCACGAACUCAACCUGGACCCUUUACUACAAUACCGGGUUCUUCUGUUGCGACCAGGGCAUGGUAGCAUAUUUGGCGAAGUCAAAGAACGCCGAUUCUACCGAUGCGACCUUUGGCUGUGAUUCCCAGGCCUACGUGAACCAGCAGAUAAAUAACCAUAGCGACUGGACCGUUCAACCUCUCAACCCUUAUACUUCUCCCGACAAAAAUUCAGGACCAAAUAAAGGAGCUAUCGCCGGUGGAGUUGUCGGAGGUGUUUGCGGUGUGAUUAUUAUCCUGGGGCUCGUAUGGUUUUUACUACGUCGCCGCUCUCGCUCGAAGGUAUCCCACAACACCCCGGGCGGUUCUGUCGUUACGACUUCCGACACACCUUCAUUAUCCAAGUAUGGACAUCAGCCAUCUGAGAUUGAGGGGGAAAACAAACCAAUGGGCGAAUUAUAUGAUCCUGCUUCAAUGCGGACUGAGCUUGAAGCCAACAAACAAGCUCGCCACGAGCUUGCCAGUAACGUACCGAAGAACGUGAGGCAGGGCCCACCUUCCGAGCUUCCUUGA